Molecule: messenger RNA, 540 nt
Organism: Parnassius apollo (apollo)
Lineage: Eukaryota; Metazoa; Arthropoda; Insecta; Lepidoptera; Papilionidae
Source: the annotation of a GenBank genome assembly
AUGGCGACUCCAACAAGCGUUGUUGAGACCACACUCGGUCUAACAUCGGCCAUGAUUGAUGAGACAGCUGAUGCUUUGGGGAUCGGUGAGAAUCAGAAAGAUGUGCAGGCCAUGACCUUCACCCUGGAACAGUGGACUAACAACCAGAAGAUCCGAGAAGCAGUGGCGUACAUUCGGCUUGAUGCCAAGAAGAUCGUGGAGCAGUUCUUUAAGAAGGCUGAAGAAAACCCAAUAGGUGCAGCUGACAAACCCAUAACCAUUAGGAAUGUCUCUCUAUAUGAGAAGAACGCUGCAAACACAGACCUAAUGCUCUUCCUGAACGUGUUCCUGGAGAGAGGGAACAAUCUCCAAAAAGCCCUACUGCGAUGUGAUGACACCAUCGCUCCUGUGCUCCGCAGGAAGGCUAAUGCUUAUGGAAUUGUUUUGGAGAGAACUAAGACAAAACCAUCCUGGGGACGAGACAUCUUACGUUGGCUCGCCUCAAUAUGUGUAGCUGUGCAGUGCACAGGCAUUUGCGCACUGCACAGCUACACAUAUUGA